Molecule: messenger RNA, 1275 nt
Organism: Calypte anna (Anna's hummingbird)
Lineage: Eukaryota; Metazoa; Chordata; Aves; Apodiformes; Trochilidae
Gene: PCNA
Product: proliferating cell nuclear antigen
Biological process (GO): mismatch repair; translesion synthesis; leading strand elongation
Cellular component (GO): PCNA complex
Molecular function (GO): DNA binding; DNA polymerase processivity factor activity
Source: RefSeq, a predicted model, not a curated record
GCUGCUCCCCUCAGGAUGUUCGAGGCGCGGCUGGUGCAGGGCUCGGUGCUCACGGUGCUGGAAGCGCUCAAGGACCUCAUCACCGAGGCCUGCUGGGACCUGGGCUGCGGCAUCAGCCUGCAGAGCAUGGACUCCUCGCACGUCUCCCUGGUGCAGCUCACGCUGCGCUCCGAGGGUUUCGAUACCUACCGCUGCGACCGCAACAUCGCCAUGGGCGUCAACCUCUCCAGCAUGUCCAAAAUACUGAAAUGUGCUGGAAAUGAAGAUAUCAUAACUCUCCGAGCAGAGGACAAUGCGGAUACGUUGGCUCUAGUGUUUGAAGCACCAAAUCAGGAAAAGGUUUCUGAUUAUGAAAUGAAGCUGAUGGACCUUGAUGUGGAGCAGCUUGGAAUUCCAGAACAGGAAUACAGCUGCGUGGUGAAAAUGCCCUCAGCCGAGUUUGCGCGCAUCUGCCGGGACCUCAGCCACAUCGGGGACGCUGUUGUCAUCUCCUGUGCAAAAGAUGGGGUGAAAUUCUCAGCUAAUGGGGAGCUGGGCAAUGGGAACAUCAAACUCUCACAGACCAGUAACGUGGAUAAAGAGGAAGAAGCUGUGACAAUAGAGAUGAACGAGCCAGUCCAGCUGACCUUUGCUCUGAGGUACUUGAACUUUUUUACCAAAGCCACUCCCCUGUCUCCUACAGUCACACUCAGCAUGUCUGCAGAUGUUCCUCUUGUUGUGGAGUACAAGAUUGCUGACAUGGGACACUUAAAAUACUACCUGGCUCCAAAGAUUGAAGACCAACAAGAAGGCUCCUAAUUGGAGUAGGAUUGAGGGGGAGGACAUCUGCUCAGCUCUUGAGAGAGGACAACUGAGGAGGAAAUGGUGUCAUUAGCAAUUUCAGUGUGUUGGAGCUUCAUCUGAGCACUGCUAGGCAUGUGGUGUAGAUACCUGUGUAAAUAUUUUUCAAUUUACUAUUUUGCUAUUCUUGGGGCCAUUGGAAAUAGGAAAUCUUGUUUUUCUAGGCUCUUCCUGUACUUGUACUCCCUUAGGUGCUGCCUUGAGAUGAAAUGUCCUUAUCUUAAGGUGAAAUACUCCUCAACUUGGGUUAGAGAAGGGGUGCAAUAUUUAUCUUUAGUCAAGAUGUUUCCUUGUUUCACCUCCAGAGCUGUAGUUGACUGUAGGGUUGCUGUUCAGUUAUGCCAUGAGUUUAUUUGAUUUUACUGCCUUUGUUUUUUUACCCUCGUAUCCUCAUUGAAACUUGGAAAGUGGAAAUAAAGAAAUACCAUUUCAUGG